UUGUAUUAGCUAUUAGUGAAUAUGAUACUCUUGAAAACAUAUAAGCUUUGAUUAUCUUCACAAAGACUCAGAACUUAAUUGGGUAUCUUCAGAAGGGUUAUGAUACGUGUGAUGAUGCAAACAGCUCCUUUUAUUAUUGACAGAUAGUUGUUCAGUUUGCCCAAUUACUUUUUUUUUUUUUUAAGAAGAGAGUAAAUUCACUGUAAUGGAUGGACUACCAUAAUCUGAAUUUAUGGGACUCAAUGAGAAAUCAUGCCCUCUGUUUAAAGAGUGCCAGAGAAUCACCUUAGAACCACUUAAGAAAGAACAGAUACACAACCAGCUGGUUUGUGCUGUGAUGGAAAAUGUACGUCCUUACCUAGUAUUUUCAUAAGACUUAGAAAAAGAAGAAAAAAGAAUCUGAAAAUAAAUUGAUUUUUUACUGUAUAUCUUUUAUCAGGCUUCAAGUGACAUUAAAAUUAAAGUCAAACAUAAUAGUCAGCUGGGUCAUGCCAUGUGGAUGAAGUUUAUAGAUACUCUUUCAGCAGGAUAUUCAGAUAUUCAGUAAGGCAUAUUGUUGAGGAUACAAACUCUGGACUUGAACUUGCAUCCUAUCUCAGAGGACUUAGUUUUUUUGUCUAUAAAUGGACAAGAUAACACUAUCUACCUUGUGUAGCUGUUAUGAGAUUAAAAUAAAUUAAUGUCUAUAAGGGUGCAGCAACAAUAUCCAGAAUCAAUAAAUCUUAACCACUAUAAUUUAUUUUAGUAAUAAUGAUGAUGAUGAUGCUAAAACAUGCAGGAUGCAUCCUACUCUGGGUUUUCCUUUUUCUUUCUUGGUACAAUUUUUCUCGUUGCCUACUACACUUUGUAAUCCUGGUCUUUCUUCCCUGCCCGUUUGUCCGCUGUAGGAAAAUUGAUGGGACCCAUGAGGAAGAAGGUAACAUUGAGCUGAAUGAAGAAGGGAGGCCAGUGCAGACGUCCAGGCAGAGGCCCCCACUCUGUGACUGCCACUGCUGUGGGGUCCCCAAGCGCUACAUCAUUGCUAUUAUGAGUGGGCUGGGGUUCUGCAUCUCCUUUGGGAUUCGGUGCAAUCUUGGAGUUGCCAUUGUGGAAAUGGUCAAUAACAGCACUGUGUAUGUUGAUGGAAAACCAAAAAUUCAGACAGCACAAUUUAACUGGGACCCAGAGACGGUGGGCCUUAUCCAUGGAUCUUUUUUCUGGGGUUAUAUUGUGACACAAAUUCCAGGUGGUUUCAUUUCAAAUAAAUUUGCUGCGAACAGGGUCUUUGGAGCUGCCGUCUUCCUAACAUCGACCUUGAACAUGCUCAUUCCAUCUGCAGCCAGAGCGCAUUACGGCUGUGUCAUGGGUGUCAGGAUUUUACAAGGUUUAGUGGAGGGUGUGACAUACCCAGCAUGUCACGGGAUGUGGAGUAAGUGGGCACCACCUCUGGAGAGAAGCAGACUGGCUACAAUCUCCUUUUGUGGUUCCUAUGCAGGAGCAGUGAUCGCCAUGCCGCUGGCCGGGGUGUUGGUCCAGUACAUUGGAUGGGCCUCUGUCUUUUAUAUUUAUGGUAUUUUGGGGAUUAUUUGGUACAUGUUUUGGCUGUUGCAGGCCUAUGAGUGUCCAGCAGCUCACCCAACAAUAUCCCAGGAGGAGAGGACCUAUAUAGAGGCAAGCAUAGGCGAAGGAGCCAACUUGGUUAGUCUCAGUAAAUUUAAUACACCAUGGAAAAGAUUUUUCACGUCAUUGCCAGUGUAUGCAAUCAUUGUGGCCAAUUUUUGCAGAAGCUGGACAUUUUAUUUGCUGUUAAUAAGUCAGCCUGCUUACUUUGAAGAGGUCUUUGGAUUUGCAAUAAGUAAGGUGGGUCUCUUGUCAGCAGUCCCACACAUGGUUAUGACGAUCAUUGUGCCUAUUGGAGGACAACUGGCUGAUUAUUUAAGAAGCAGAAAAAUUUUGACCACAACUGCUGUCAGAAAAAUCAUGAACUGCGGAGGUUUUGGCAUGGAGGCAACCUUGCUCCUCGUGGUUGGCUUUUCCCAUACCAAAGGGAUGGCUAUCUCCUUUCUGGUGCUUGCUGUAGGAUUUAGUGGUUUUGCUAUUUCAGGUUUCAAUGUCAACCACUUGGACAUUGCCCCUCGCUAUGCCAGCAUUCUCAUGGGAAUCUCAAAUGGAGUGGGAACCCUCUCUGGAAUGGUCUGUCCCCUUAUUGUGGGCGCAAUGACCAAGCAUAAGACCCGUGAGGAGUGGCAGAACGUGUUCCUCAUAGCUGCCUUGGUGCACUACAGUGGCGUCAUCUUCUAUGGGGUCUUUGCUUCUGGGGAGAAGCAGGAGUGGGCAGACCCCGAGAACCUUUCUGAGGAGAGGUGUGGAAUCAUUGACCAGGAUGAAUUAGCUGAGGAGACAGAACUCAACCACGAGAGUUUUGCAAGUCCCAGAAAGAAGAUGUCAUAUGGAGCCACCACCCAGAAGUGUGAAGUCCAGAGGAAGGAAUGGAGAGGACAGAGCGGAGUGACCGUCAACGAGGAAGAGCUGACAUCCUACCAGAAUGAAGGGGAAAGCUUCCCAGAGGCAUCCUAAUGUCUGAGGGGCGCUCCCGGCUCCUCCUCACUUUAGAACCAGAAAGCAUCCAUGCCCAUUGUCUGCUCCACAGGCUGGCUUGCCAGGGGGUUAACUCUAGGGACGUUGCAUGUGGGGGAGCAGGGAGAGAUUUACUCAGCAGUUGGGAAACGGGAAACAACUUGCUCCAAGUUCAUAAAAUGUAUGGCUACAAGUUUUUUGAUUGGCAGUUGAUUCUUCUCUCAAAGAAAAAACUAUUCAGGAAGGAAUGAUUGGAAGAAUAAGAGACAAAAUGUCAUGUUUUUCAAAGAAAAAUGGAAGGAAAUGGGGAUAUUUGGCCUGGAGGAGAGAAAAAAAAUAGCUGCUACUACAUUUCUGAGAGUAGCCGUGUAGAGGUGGGUUUCCUAUUCCUGAUAAAGGCCACUGCUUUCAAAGGCCCUGUAUUGUGCCAGAUGCUUUAUUACAUUCUCAUUUAAUCUCCACACCCCAUGACAUACAUUUCUUAUCCCUAUUUUACAAUGAGGAAAAGAAAGCAACAAAAGAUGGACUUGCCCAGGGUGGUCCUGCCAAAGGCAGUGCUGAGAUUGCGUGCAUGCAUGCGUGCUCAGCCUUGUCGACUCUUUGCAACCCCAUGGACUUCAGCCCUUCAGGCUCCUCUGUUCAUGGGAUUUCCAGAGAAGAAUACUGGAGUGGGUUGCCAUUUCCUACUCCCAAGUGUUGAGAUUGGUGGAGUCCAAAACACAUGUCAGUUUGGGAGAAGAAGGUUUUGCUUCAGGUUAGAAGAGAUAUUUUUAAUAAUGAAAACUGUAAAUGGAGGGUGUUGUCAUGUGGAUAAUUCCCUAUCUUGGCAGGCAUGGAGGAUGGAAAACAUUUGGGUUGAUGUGGCAGAGAACAUACAAACAUCAUAUGGGGGACUGGAUUCAAAGCUCCUUAGGGUCCUAGGUAAUCUGAGAGCCAAGUGAGUCUGUGGAUUCAUAUGAAUGUUAAAGUUGCUUGUUUGUGUCCAGCUCUUUAUGACCCCCAUGGACUGUAGCCUACCAUGCAACUCCGCCCAUGGGAUUUUCCA
This is a messenger RNA of Odocoileus virginianus texanus, 3601 nucleotides long. NCBI's taxonomy places the organism in Eukaryota, Metazoa, Chordata, Mammalia, Artiodactyla, Cervidae. The record is from RefSeq and is a predicted model, not a curated record.